Messenger RNA from Candidula unifasciata, 414 nucleotides. The record is from the annotation of a GenBank genome assembly. Lineage: Eukaryota; Metazoa; Mollusca; Gastropoda; Stylommatophora; Geomitridae.
AUGACCACUGCAGCACGGCCCACGUGGGACACUGCUAAAGGAGGGCGGGGGAAAGGAGAAGGUGACCUUAGUGCCCUCUCCAAGCAGUACUCAAGUCGAGAUCUGCCAUCACACACAAAAUCCAAAUACAGACAAGAAGGACAAGGCACACAGGAUGAGCUGAGAAGCCGUGACUUUCGUCAUGAGUUGGAGGAGAGGGAGAGAUCAACAAGGGAGAAGCGAGAUAGAGGACGAGACUCCGGCAGUGGCAAGAGGCCCCGUAUUGAGCAGAUUCCUGCAUCAAAUCUGGAUGCUGAUGAUCCUGUAGACGAUGAUGAAGAUGAAGAGAACUCUGACGACGAAGAUGAUACAGCUGAGUUAUUGGCUGAAUUACAAAGAAUAAAAAAGGAAAGGAUUGAAGAGAAGGCCAAGAUG